Limulus polyphemus (Atlantic horseshoe crab) is the source of this 5257-nucleotide messenger RNA. RefSeq names its product insulin-like growth factor 2 mRNA-binding protein 1. Gene Ontology annotation, biological process: regulation of gene expression; nervous system development. The transcript is spliced from 13 exons. NCBI's taxonomy places the organism in Eukaryota, Metazoa, Arthropoda, Merostomata, Xiphosura, Limulidae. Bases 500 to 2113 code for a protein of 537 amino acids. Gene Ontology annotation, cellular component: nucleus; cytoplasm; cytosol. The record is from RefSeq and is a predicted model, not a curated record. Gene Ontology annotation, molecular function: mRNA 3'-UTR binding.
AGAGUAUGAAGAGGUCCAAAAGUGUUAAUUGUGGAGUUGGACAAACUUUACUUAAUUUGGGAACAGGAAAGAAAUCUCCCUGGAAAAGCCGAAUAACGGAAUAAAGGAUCUUAGAAUCUGUUCUGUCAGGAUCUAAGUUUUAUAUGUCCAGCUAGCCCAAGGGAGAAGUGGCUCGUGCUGCUGCACAUGUCGUGAGUCAGUACAGCGAUCUUUGUUCUGAUUGACAAGGUCUUGUAGCUUGAAGUUGUUCAGAAUGCACUAUCAGUUCUAGUCUUCGAGUCUGUGAUUACUUACUUAAUAUUGAUAAUAACGAACACGAAAAAAAGAUUGAACAAUUGUUAUGGGAGGAGCCUGUGAUAAAUGGUAUAAAGUCAUUUAUAUUUCGGAAGUCACAAUGGCUCUCGUUUCACACCAGUAGUAACUUUACUGGACCCCAACACCGUACAAUCAGGACACGUGGAAUUUUCCCCCAACCAACAAGAUUUGCUUACAUCCCGCCAUGUCAGUUCAAGAGCCAAACACCAGAACCCGUACUAAUAAAGUCCAGGUUAGCAACAUUCCCAGCCAUGUCCAGUGGGAUAACAUUAAGAGACUAUUGGCAACAUUUGGUGAUGUCCACCAAUGUGAUCAAGGUCCAGCAAAAUCUGAACAUUUUUUCUCUAUAUUUGUAACUUAUGACAGCCCCGAUCAAGCACAGCAAGCUUUCAGUCAGCUGAACGGAUUUGAAUUUGAAGGCUCUCUUUUAAAAGUGGAUUUCAUAAUGGAUCAAGGACGUGGAAAUCGUGGCAGCCGUGGAAACAGAGGCACGUUUCGCCCCUUUCCUUACUCAGGGAACUCGCCAAAUCCAAUGCGCCCAACAGAUUUCCCAUUAAGGAUCCUUGUGUUAAGUGACAUGGUUGGUGCAAUUAUUGGUCGAGCAGGAGGCACAAUAAGACAAAUAACCCAGCAGUCAAGAGCCAGAGUUGAUGUUCAUCGUAAAGAAAAUGCCGGAUCCCUUGAAAAAGUAAUCACCAUAUAUGGAAACCCAGAAAACUGUUCAUUAGCAUGUCAGAAAAUCUUAGAAGUAAUGCAGCAAGAGGCCGAAAAUACUAACCGAAGUGAAAAUCCUUUAAAAAUAUUAGCACACAAUAACUUGAUUGGACGCAUUAUUGGUAAAAAUGGCAACACCAUCAAAGGAAUAAUGGAGAAAACAGAAACUAAAAUAACUGUUUCCAGUAGCAUCCACGAUGUUAACAGCUUUAACAUGGAACGAACGAUUACUGUUGUUGGAAAACUGGAGAAUAUCUGUAAAGCUGAACAAAUGAUCAGUGCAAAACUUCGUCAGAGCUAUGAGAAUGACCUUUCUGCUAUGGCUCCCCAGGCAUUCAUGUUCCCUGGGGUUCACCCUAUGGCCAUGAUGUCCACCAUGGGGGCCCCUGGUUACCCUCCAGCCCCCCGUGGUGGACCAGCUACACCACCUUAUGGUAUGUACAAUACUCCUCCUUCUUAUAUGCCUGUCAACUACCCCCAAGGACCUGUGUCAUCACAGCAGCAGGAUCCAAGCAAGGAACAGGUGUUCUUGUACAUUCCGAACUCUGCUGUUGGUGCCAUCAUUGGUACUGGAGGUUCCAGCAUCAGAGAUAUGAUCAGCUCCUCUGGAGCUAGUAUAAAGGUUGCUCAGCCCAAUAAAGAUGAACCCUUAGACAAACAAACAGAACGAAAGGUAACCAUUAUAGGCACACCUGAAUCACAGUGGAAGGCACAGUUUAUGAUUUUUAAGAAGGUGAGCUUUGAAGGAUAUUCUGGACCCCAAGAAGCUCGUCUCAGGGUAGAAAUAUUUGUCCCAUCAUCCCAAGUUGGUCGUAUCAUUGGGAAAGGAGGACAAACAGUUCGAGAAAUGCAGCGGUUAACUCAAGCAGUGAUUAAGUUGCCCGAAGAAAGCCAGAACACCCAAGCAGAAGAAAUACCCGUCCACAUCAUUGGAGAUUUCUACAGCUCUCAGGCUGCCCAGCGCCAUAUCAGAACCCUAGUAACCCGCAGUCAGACAAAUGCUCGUGGAGUAGGGCGUCGUGGGCUCGUAACAACUCCUCCUCAACAAACUCCUCAACCUCCUCGUCCAGGCCAGACCAAUUGAAGCUUCCAAAUACAAUUGUUUAUUGCCAUGGCGUCACUGCCAAACCUCACCCUAAAACCAAAGAGGAGCAGCAAAGAAUUAUAAUUUUUUUAAAGUGUCAUACAACAAAGGGGCUGAAUUUUUAAUUUUUUUUAAUGAUUGGGAAUUAAAAAAAAAAUUAUCUGAAAUACUAAUGGAUAUGAUAUGGCAUGCAGGGAUAAGGGUGCUUUGUUUGGUUUUAAAAACCCUUUACUUUUAUAAUAACCUGUUACCUACAAAUUUGUAAUUUGCAUAAAAAUUAUGCAGAGAUAUCCUGGAAAGACUAAAUGUUUUACCUGAUUCCUGGGCUUGUUGACUGGGAGGGGUGGGUGGGAGGACUUAAAAACCUGGUGGGAUGGGUGGGUUAGAUAGGAUAAUGUUUUAUUUCAUUUUAAGUUUGUUGAAAUGUUUUAUAAGACCUUAAUUGUUGAAGUAUAUUAUGGUCUUCUUUUUUUUGUGAUCAUAUUAUAGAAAUUUAUUUUUGAUAUACUUGUUGGAGGAACUUUUUUGUUAAUUUAUAUCAAAAGCAUUUUUUGCUUAUCAGCAGUGGCCAAAUCAUCCAAUCAGGUCGUUUGUACCUUAUGACAUUCAAGUUUCUCCAAUAAGGAUUGACAUCAACAAUAUGAAAUUAAAUGUAGAAAGCCCGGAUUUUCUCUCUGGAAUAUAUUGACUUAAAAUGGUCAAAUUAGGCUAACAGUUCUCAAAAUACACUUCCUUUGAGCUUCUGUUGAAGAUAAUUUGAUUUUAAAAAAUGCACCGUACUCUACAAUUUGAUAAAGAACAGGAAAGAUUUUAUAUUUAAUUCUAAUACAACUUGGGCAUGAAACCAAACAAAGACACAGAUCUGUAUGUAAAAUUAAUUUGACAAAAUGGAAUAAAGAGAAAAUUGUAAGAUAUGUAGGGAAAGAUGCAUAUAACCUACAGUACAACUUUGGAUGCCUUGAAAAACAAUUAUUUAGUUAAUGUAGUAGUAUUCAUGUUUUUUCAGUCUUUUAAAAGUGUUACUUCCUGUCAUGUUAAAACCAGUUCCAGCAAAUCAUAAAUCAUUAUAUCUCAAUGUAGUGUAUGAUUACUUAGUUCUGGAUAAAAACAGAUAAUUCCAAAACAACUUAAUCAUGUUGGUCAUUGGGCCAGUGUUUUGAACUGAGACAUAUUUGAUUUUUAGAUAUUCAUUACUGAUGCAGGAUGUGCAUGUAACCAAAAGUUUACACAAACUCAAGAACCUUAAUAAAGUCGUGCAUUUCAGACAUGGUUUUGAAUGCAGAACAUUGUUAAAGAGAUAUCAGAUGUUACCUGAUAAAACGUAAUGUUAAUUUGAAGGUUUAGAUACCUAUGAACUGUAUGAGGACACGACCUUUUAAUCCUGUUAGAUGGGUUGGCUUCCCAAUCUGCCUACUACCUCAUUUGUUUUGACCCUUCUAAUUCAAGCAAGGUUUGUGUGAAACCCUCCGUUCCUGGCAGAGGUUGACAAGAAAGUUAGUCUAAGCUAUUGACAUCUGAAUGCCAAUAAGUAACAAAUUACUAGAAGGUGAUAAGACAAUUGACGUGGUUGACAAUCUGAAGUCUUUUAUUUGAUAAAACCGAAUAAGACAAUGUAACCAGCAAAGGAUAUCUAUCAGUCUCCUGUGGUGAUAUCUAGAUGCUAGGUUACAUUAAUACAAAUUCUGUCAGUUGCGGAGAACCUUUUUAAGGAAAAACCUGUUUCUACCGAGUAUUUUGACACUUGAGGUGCAUUUUAUGUUUGAAAUUAAUGCAUCGAGUUUAAAGUCUUUUGAAUAGUUUCAUAAGACAGUUAAACACCAUCUAUCAUUUGUGGUAGAUUACCUGUUCAGUGUUGUGGUCAGACAUUAAAUCUUUCAAGAACUUAUCUAUCCAUAAUUCUGGGUUUGCAGGUUAAAAUACUGUUCAGUCCUCAACAGAGCACUUACAGUUACUGUCAGUUGAACAGUCUAUCCUGUUUGUAAUCCACUCUUACUAAGCCUAUUAUCAGUCAGGCUGAUUUGUUCUUUGUCACACCCUUCCCAGCUUCUUUCAUAUAUAAGAAAGUAAAGUCACUUGAAAUGACAAUAGGAAACUGUGCUAUGGGAAAAAAAUGAUUUUGCAUGUGUGCUAUGUAGCUAAACAAAAUACAUCGUUGUGUGUUAUUUUAUGUUCGUGACUACCAACCUAAUGGUAUAUAAUAGUUAAAAUUGAACAGCCCACUAAGGGUUAUCUGUGUAGUUAUUUGAUUUUUUUUUAUUUUAUAAUUGUGUCUCAAAACAUGAUUACAGUAUAGUUUAUGUCAAGAGUUAAAGGAAGGUGCUUUUGGAGAUCAAAAGCCAUACUGUUGCAGUUAUUCUAGUUGUGUGGUUCUUUCACUGGCAAAAAGAUAUACCAAGAUAUAAGUAGCACAAGUUUAAUAAGGAUUCAAGAUUUAGGGUCAUGUAGUGUGAAUAUUGGUGGCUGUGAAGUUUGUAAUGUGAGGAUCAUUUAAUGCUUUAAUUUCUAAAUGGCUUCAGAAAUGUUUAACAAUAAGAUUUAGAUUCAAACAUAAUGAAAUGCAAAGAUUGAAUUAUGUAACAGAUACAAUUCAACGUUUCUACCGGUAUGAUAACUAAAAUUCUGCUCUGUAAUUCAUUUUGUCAAUUUGGGAAAGAAAAAAAACUUCAUUCUAUUUAACAACCUGUACAUUUUGUUAUCAAUUAGUUGUGGUAUCCUAAUGAAAAGUUCGAAUAAUACCGAAUUUGAUUGUGGAUUUUUGUGCCAUAACUCCACACUCCCUGUACAACCAAAUGCUACCUGCAGAUAUGUUAACUCAAAAACGGGUAACUCCACUGCUGAUAGUCAGUGUAACUUUGGCAAAGGUUAGUUUUGAAGUUUUGGAAACAACUACAGAUAUGAAAAUUAUUUGGCAAAAAAGGAAAAUAAAUUGUUAGCAGAAGGUAAAUUUUUUUUUAGUGUUUUUCCUCCACCCAUUUAAUGUGACUUUGAAAAUCUGUUCACAUGGUAAUGUAUCAGUUUCUCUGUAAGAUUAAGGUUUUGGUCAAUCAGAUAGGCAGAAAGAAUAUUGUAUGCUAGCUUGACUUCACACCCUAUGAACAUGUACACCUUUUCUACGGAGAAAUUAAAUUAUUCUAGGUAAAAUGA